AUUGUCAUAAUGGUAUCUAUGGUACUGGAUGCUUAAAACUAUGUUCAGAUAGAAAUUGUUUAGUAGAAACAUCACCAUGUAAUCAUAUCAAUGGUAGCUGUCAAGGUGGAUGUAAAGAAGAAUUUAGUGGAAUUGACUGUGUUAAAAGGCAGUACAGCAAUUUACAAUACAGUAAUGAUCAGAGUUUGAUUAUCAUUGGAACGAUUUUGGGUUUACUUAUUGGUUUAGUAGCUGGGGCACUGAUGGUUGUGUUUAUUAUGAAACGAAGGUCAAGAUCUAGGUCAAACCAGUCACAAAUAGUUAGCACUGACCAGUCAAGUAGCAAUAUACCACAACCAGAAACAACCACCAAUCAACCAGUUACUCAACUGUUCAGCAACAUCAGUAACAACCAAGAUAAUCCUUAUGGUCAACUUACCACUGCUUAUCAAAAUGAAAACGCUUAUGAACUUCUUGGGAAAGCUGAAGGAAAUGUUUCAACUAAAUAG
This is a messenger RNA of Lottia gigantea (owl limpet), 488 nucleotides long. RefSeq lists its product as hypothetical. Lineage: Eukaryota; Metazoa; Mollusca; Gastropoda; Lottiidae. The record is from RefSeq and is a predicted model, not a curated record. The annotation marks the transcript as partial. The transcript has 3 exons.